This is a messenger RNA of Polyodon spathula (Mississippi paddlefish), 2967 nucleotides long. RefSeq names its product cyclin C (gene ccnc). The transcript has 12 exons. Gene Ontology annotation, biological process: positive regulation of transcription by RNA polymerase II. Bases 111 to 962 code for a protein of 283 amino acids. The record is from RefSeq and is a predicted model, not a curated record. Gene Ontology annotation, cellular component: nucleus; mediator complex. NCBI's taxonomy places the organism in Eukaryota, Metazoa, Chordata, Actinopteri, Acipenseriformes, Polyodontidae. Gene Ontology annotation, molecular function: cyclin-dependent protein serine/threonine kinase regulator activity.
UUAGAUGGGUGCACACCAAGCCGAAUUCGAUUUGUUGAUCAGAGAGAGAUACUGUGCGAAUAAAAUAGCAACACCAUUUUUAUUUGAAAUAGCUUUACAUUUUCUACGUCAUGGCGGGGAACUUCUGGCAAAGCUCACACUAUUUGCAGUGGGUCCUUGACAAACAGGAUUUGAUGAAAGAACGGCAGAAGGACCUGAAGUUUUUGGCAGAAGAGGAGUAUUGGAAAUUGCAGAUCUUCUUUGCUAACGUUAUUCAAGCUUUAGGAGAACACCUGAAGCUCAGGCAACAGGUUAUAGCAACUGCUACUGUUUACUUUAAGAGAUUCUAUGCCAGAUAUUCAGUUAAAAGUAUAGAUCCUGUUCUCAUGGCUCCAACCUGUGUGUUCUUAGCAUCCAAAGUAGAGGAAUUUGGUGUUGUCUCAAAUACCCGAUUGAUAUCAGCUGCUACAUCUGUAUUAAAAACUAGGUUUUCAUAUGCCUUCCCAAAGGAGUUCCCAUACAGGAUGAAUCAUAUACUGGAAUGUGAAUUCUAUCUAUUAGAACUAAUGGAUUGCUGUUUGAUUGUGUAUCACCCUUAUAGACCUCUUCUCCAGUAUGUACAGGAUAUGGGGCAAGAGGAUAUGUUACUUCCUCUAGCAUGGAGGAUUGUGAAUGACACAUAUAGGACAGACCUCUGUCUCUUGUAUCCACCAUUUAUGAUUGCACUAGCUUGCUUGCAUGUUGCUUGUGUGGUGCAGCAAAAGGAUGCAAGGCAGUGGUUUGCUGAGCUUUCUGUUGACAUGGAAAAGAUCCUUGAGAUAAUCAGAGUUAUUUUGAAGUUGUACGACCAGUGGAAGAACUUUGAUGAUAGAAAAGAAAUGGCUGCUAUUCUCAACAAGAUGCCUAAACCAAAGCCUCCUCCAAACAGUGAGAGUGAUCAGAGUUCCAAUGGAAAUCAAAACUCUUCCUACAAUCAAUCGUAGGACAUUCUGGAAGUGAGGACUGUGACCACAGAGGAUGUUCAAGCGGAAUAUAUAAGAAACUGGGAGCAAUAUAUAUAACAAGGAAAAAAAAAAAAUCAUUAUCAGGGGUGAAGAAGUCGGCAGCCUGUUGUAUGGGCCCACUUUUGUUUUGGGGGGGGGGGGGGGGGGGGGGACGCGCUACCAUCUCAGAGUUUACAUUUACGCUAAGGGUUUUUAAACGUCUGUUAUUAUAUGGCGGAAUGGUGGAUGACUGACAUCUUGUCCCGGUAGAAUUUACAAUGUCGUAUGUUCUUGUAUGAUUGGGAACCGUAAAACUGACGUACUAUAAUUACCAAAAUGAUCAGUAGCUAAAUAUAGAUGUUAUGAUGUUUUAUGAUGUAUAUGUGUACAAUGAUUUGGGUGAUGUACAACUUUAUUGAUAAUCUGAAGGAAUAGCUGUAGACCAGUAAAAUAUGCAGCAUGUACUGUUGUAAAAUGAUUUGAAAACUCCUCCUUUUCUUAGGUGGUGGUGGUAGUGGGAGUUUCUAAUAUGAUGAAACUCGCCUUUUACCUCCAGUGGUCUUCUGUACUUGGGCUGGUUAUUGUGGACAUAAUUCCAUGUGCUGUAACAAUGCACCAUCUUGUUUGGUGCAAAUUGGUACUGUACUUUUAAUUUGUAUUUGUGAGAAUGUAAGACUUAUGCAACAGAGGGGAAUGGGAUUUUAUAGAAGCUAGCAUAAAGAAGGAUAUAAAAUAAGUCAUACUGGCAUUGUUUGCAUUAGACAACCAUACGCUUUCCCUGGUAAGCUAUAUCUCUGCACAUUAUCUUUUUGAAACAGCAGACUGGGGUUUGAAUUUCUUGAUCUUUUUGUUAUAACACAUGCCCACUUUGUAUGUAAAAUAUAUUUGGAUCAUGCUUCCCAAAUUACAUUUUACCAGAAGCUAAUUAUAGGUUGUCAACAUGUUCUUCUGCAAAUUAGGAAAAAUCAACACCUUAAAAUCACCCUAAUCAAGACUAUGAUUUCUAACUGCUAGUAGAUUUAUUGUCACUUUUUCAUACCUUUAGUGGAAGAAAAAUGAUGCUGAGUGCGCAUUGUUACAAACAGCAGAUAUUUUGCACUAAACCAGAAAUAGUGUGUACUCUACAGUUAACAAAAACAGCCUGGAUACUACUAUUUUUUUUAACCUUUUAAAUCUAGAAAAGAAAUAUUUAUACAUAUGGAUCUAAUUGGGUAAAUCUAUAAAUUGUUCAUCUAUGCUGUUAUGCAAACACUCUGUUUGAAGCAGGUCAGUAAGUAGAAUAGCACUUUUCCUUUUAAUUUUAAUGCUAAUCUGGUUUCUAAGUAGAGAUUGUUUAAAAUUACUCAUUGGGUAUUAUUGCAGUUUAAGGGCCCUUUUCUGUUUUGGAUGGGAUGACAAUAAUAUACUUUUAAAAGCUUUCUGGAGAUUGGGAAAGUUUAUGAUGUUGUGUGAUGCAGACUGCAAACAGUAGUGGUUAUUAUAAUUGUUAUACUUGCCAGCCAUUGUGUUUGAAGUUAUUUCAAACAUUAAGGUGGGUGUUAAUUUUGUUUUCAGUUUGACUUGUGUGUUGGGGCUGUUCCCAAUAGUAAAUUCAGUGCUAGCCGUGUCCUGUGAAAACGGGAAAUGUUUGUGGUUUUUUUCAUCUUCUGCCAUUGCACUUCUAAAAUGUAAGCUUGAAUGCCUUAACAGUAAGCUGCUGAUUUAAAAACUUGAAUAUUAAAUCGACUGUGAAACUGUCUAAAAUAGCCUUAACAACUACUCAAAAUCAGUUGCUGAAAGCAGUGUUUUAAAAUAACUGCUGAAGUUCAGAAAUUGCUAUGUUAACGUGUUGCACUCUUGGUUAUAUUUGUGCUAACCUAAAAAUCGUGUGGUUGUUUUUUUUGUUUUUUUUUGCUAAACAUUGUUAGACUUCAUAAUUUCACUCCCUUCGUUGAUUUGUCUUCUUUCUAAUGCAUUUAGCUUCCAUCAAUGCUGCUGGUUUAGAAAAAUAAAUAAAUAAUUAAAA